This is a messenger RNA of Acomys russatus (golden spiny mouse), 1852 nucleotides long. It is a transcript of the gene Tafazzin, whose product is annotated as tafazzin, phospholipid-lysophospholipid transacylase. The record is from RefSeq and is a predicted model, not a curated record. Gene Ontology annotation, biological process: cardiolipin acyl-chain remodeling; inner mitochondrial membrane organization. Gene Ontology annotation, molecular function: 1-acylglycerophosphocholine O-acyltransferase activity. The transcript is spliced from 9 exons. Bases 346 to 954 code for a protein of 202 amino acids. NCBI's taxonomy places the organism in Eukaryota, Metazoa, Chordata, Mammalia, Rodentia, Muridae. Gene Ontology annotation, cellular component: mitochondrial membrane.
CCCGCUUCCAGACCCACCCAAAGGGGCCGGUCCCACAGGCGACUCUUGGGUCCCAAAAAGCAGAGCUGGGCUCCGCCCCUCCGCCCAGAAGGCGGUGCUUGGGAAUUGGCCCCUUGCCCGCCCACCUCGCCCUUGUUGGGCGCUUCCUCUGCAAAUGGAAUGCAACUUGGGGACCUGAGUGUGACUAGUGCCACCUCGCUGAGGAGCAGCAGCCCAUCAUUGGGGCAAUUACCUGGACCUAGGGACUAAGAGAGCAGUGCCAGGGAGACUGAGCAGAGGAGGACAGCAGCUGGCCUGGGGCAGGAGGCGCUCCGGGCUUCGGGGGCGGGCCCGGAGCCAGAGGAGAUGCCCCUGCACGUGAAGUGGCCCUUCCCCCCGGUGCCCCGGUUCACCUGGACGCUAGCCAGCAGCGUCGUCAUGGGGCUGGUCGGCACCUACAGCUGCUUCUGGACCAAGUACAUGAACCACCUCACCGUCCACAACAAGGAAGUGCUGUACGAGCUCAUUGAGAAGCGAGGCCCUGCCACCCCCCUCAUCACGGUCUCCAACCACCAGUCCUGCAUGGAUGACCCUCAUCUCUGGGGGAUCCUGAAACUCCGACACAUCUGGAACCUGAAGCUGAUGCGUUGGACCCCAGCAGCGGCAGACAUCUGCUUCACCAAGGAGCUGCACUCCCGCUUCUUCAGCCUGGGCAAGUGUGUGCCUGUGUGUCGAGGAGAUGGUGUCUACCAGAAAGGGAUGGACUUCAUUUUGGAGAAGCUUAACCAUGGGGACUGGGUACACAUCUUUCCAGAAGGGAAAGUAAACAUGAGUUCCGAAUUCCUGCGCUUCAAGUGGGUAGGAAUUGGAAGGCUGAUUGCUGAGUGUCAUCUCAACCCCAUUAUCCUGCCACUGUGGCACGUUGAAAAUCACCGUGCUGAUUGGGAAGCCCUUCAGUGCACUCCCUGUGCUUGAGCGGCUCCGGGCGGAGAACAAGUCGGCUGUGAGUUUCCUCCCAGGGUCCCCUAGCUAUCCUUGGCCUUCCCAGCCCCUGAGACCCCCAGGGCACCUCAGCCAUGGUCCUUGAGGAAAGCAGGCCAGUACCAUCCUUGCUCUCAGGUGGAGAUGCGGAAAGCCCUCACAGACUUCAUUCAAGAGGAAUUCCAGCAGCUGAAGAUGCAGGCAGAACAGCUCCACAACCACUUCCAGCCUGGAAGAUAGGCUUUGACUGCCCAGGCUGUGCCAUGCAGUCCUUAGCCAAGGGAGCACAGGGCCCUGCCGGGUUUGGGAAGUGGUGAUGCAGAACCCUGCGCAGAUCUGCUUGGCUCUGUACUGCCUUUGAGAUUCUUCCCUGAACAAAACUGAGGCUGGGAGAUAGACUGAUGCUUUUAACUGAGAUGCAUUGAUUGGCUCAUAAUCCCUGCUAGAUACCCUCUCUUAUCCUCAAGCAUCUGACUCCUCUGGGUCUCGUGGGCUAAAUGAAGAGCCUUGGCCGUCUGUCCCUCACAGUUGGCUGAGAAGGGAGGAACACUUAGGCAGGGGCCUCCUUCUACCUCUCUCAGGGGCUAGCAUUGGGAAGGAGCAAAGCAGGCAGUUGAGCAACUACCUGGGUAGGAGAGUACAUGUCCUGGCCAUAGGUGCAGAAAGAAAACCCAAAUGGCCCCCGGACGGGCUACCACUUGCCUACCUUUGCCCAGGAGCUGCUCAUAACCUCCUCAGGGAUGGCUGCCAGCCAGCUCAUUCUUCUACCUGAGCUUCUCCCACCACAAGUUUUGUCCUUGGAUGGCCUGUAGGCAAGAAGAGGUAUUGGCCAGGAUUCAAGCACAGCUAAGCGGAACUAAAAAGAGCCCUCAAGUCUUGACCAUGAAUCUCU